AUCCAUUUCUUUAGCAUAACUGGCUCAGUGACAGGCGUGCUACUUCUCUUUAUACUUACAUAAAAAGUGCUCCUUCUUUAACAAAAGAUUUUGAUGAAUGGAGCUUUGGUUUGCAAAGCAAGAAUUGUGUUCUUUACCAAAAGGAAUUUUAUCUUCAAAAAAUAUACUAACCCAUUUUUGAAAGUUUAGUCUUUUUUUAGUAGAAGAAUUUGAAAAUCAUUUUUUUAAAAUUUUGUACAUUAAGCUUCAAUGAGUAUCAGAAAAAGAGAAGCUUGGUUGUGUGUUAUUAGUUUAUUUUGGUUUUGGAGUAUAGGAAAUGGGUUGUUAUCUCCUAAAGGUGUAAACUUUGAAGUUCAAGCAUUAAUGGGAAUAAAAGGUUCAUUGCAUGAUCCUCAUGGUGUUCUUGAUAAUUGGGAUGAAGAUGCUGUUGAUCCAUGUAGUUGGACUAUGGUCACUUGUUCACCUGAAAGUCUUGUCGUUGGCCUGGGUACUCCUAGCCAGAAUUUAUCUGGUACUCUCUCAUCAAGCAUUGGUAACUUGACAAAUCUUCAAAUUGUGUUGCUGCAGAAUAAUAAUAUAACAGGACAAAUUCCUGCAGAUAUUGGGAGGCUUAAAAAGCUUCAAACACUUGAUGUUUCAAACAAUUUUUUUACUGGGGAUGUUCCCUCUUCUCUUGGCCACUUGAAAAAUCUCCAAUACAUGAGGCUAAAUAACAACAGUCUCUCUGGUGAAUUCCCAAUGUCACUGGCUAACAUGACCGGGCUCGUGUUUCUUGAUUUGUCUUACAACAAUCUGAGUGGCCCUGUACCAAGAUUUCCUGCUAAAACAUUCAACAUUGUUGGGAAUCCUCUAAUCUGCCCAACCGGGUCUGAACCAGAAUGCUUUGGGACAACAUUAAUACCAAUGUCCAUGAACUUGAAUAGCACACAAGCUGCUUCGCCUUCCGGCAGACAGAGGAAUCAUAAAGUAGCCCUUGCAUUUGGCUUUGGUGUCGGAUCUGUCUCAAUCCUCAUUUUCAUACUCGGGUUUCUUCUUUGGUGGAGGCAACGACACAAUCAACCAACAUUUUUCGAUGUAAAGGACCGAAAUUUUGAAGAAGUUUCUCUUGGAAACUUAAGAAGGUUCCAUUUCAGACAACUUCAGGUAGCAACAAGCAACUUCAGCAACAAAAACAUUCUGGGAAAAGGAGGAUUUGGCAAUGUGUACAAAGGGAUUCUCAAUGAUGGGUCUGUUGUGGCCGUUAAGAGGCUUAAAGACGGUAAUGCUGCUGGAGGAGAGAUUCAAUUCCAAACUGAAGUUGAGAUGAUCAGCCUAGCAGUACACCGUAAUCUCCUCAGACUAUAUGGAUUCUGUAUCACACAAACAGAAAGGCUUUUAGUCUAUCCAUACAUGUCUAAUGGCAGUGUGGCUUCCCGGCUAAAAGGGAAACCGGUCUUGGAUUGGGGUACGAGGAAGAGAAUUGCCUUAGGAGCUGCAAGAGGAUUGUUAUAUCUCCAUGAGCAAUGUGAUCCAAAGAUAAUUCAUAGAGAUGUUAAGGCAGCAAACAUAUUGCUCGAUGACUACUGCGAGGCUGUAGUAGGCGAUUUUGGGUUGGCAAAGCUUUUAGAUCAUCAAGAUUCGCAUGUCACCACCGCCGUGAGAGGGACAGUCGGCCAUAUAGCACCGGAAUAUCUUUCAACAGGCCAAUCUUCUGAGAAAACGGAUGUUUUCGGAUUCGGAAUUCUGCUUCUCGAACUAAUCACAGGCCAGAGAGCACUAGAAUUCGGCAAGGCAGCUAACCAGAAAGGAGUUAUGCUCGACUGGGUCAAGAAAAUUCAUCAAGAGAAGAAGCUGGAAAUGCUCGUCGAUAAAGAUUUAAAGGGUAAUUACGACAGAAUCGAACUCGAGGAGAUGGUACAAGUUGCUCUUCUGUGCACUCAAUUCCUUCCAAGCCAUAGACCAAAAAUGUCUGAAGUAGUAAGAAUGCUUGAAGGAGAUGGACUUGCAGAAAAAUGGGAAGCAUCUCAAAGAGCAGAAUCAACCAAAUCCAAACCCCAUGAAUUCUCUUCGUCGGAUCGAUACUCUGAUCUCACUGAUGACUCUUCAUUACUAGUCCAAGCAAUGGAGCUUUCUGGUCCAAGGUAAAUUUAAUUUACCAUUUUAAAGAGACAUUAGAAUACUAUUAGAUGAAAUUUAUAGGUGAAGUUUUUAUUUUAUUUUAUUUUUGGUAAUAGAGUUAUGAUGAUUGAAGGUUCUUUUUUAUUGUAUAAUAUAGGUUAUGAUCAAAACUCAAAAGGGUUUUGAGGUUUCUAUUAAAUUGUACAGAUUUUGCUUUGGUAAAAAUUAACAAUUUUAAUUAUAAUGCAA
This is a messenger RNA of Mercurialis annua (annual mercury), 2346 nucleotides long. Its product is annotated as protein NSP-INTERACTING KINASE 1-like. The coding region runs from base 250 to 2124 and encodes 624 amino acids. Gene Ontology annotation, biological process: protein phosphorylation. The record is from RefSeq and is a predicted model, not a curated record. Gene Ontology annotation, molecular function: ATP binding; protein binding; protein kinase activity. The transcript is spliced from 11 exons. NCBI's taxonomy places the organism in Eukaryota, Viridiplantae, Streptophyta, Magnoliopsida, Malpighiales, Euphorbiaceae.